UACUGUGUGAGUUGUGAUUGGUCACAGCUUGUCACAUGGUACAAGGCUGUUGUGAAUAGCCUUGUACCAUGUGACCUCUGUGAUCAUUCACAGAUUUCACACGUUUGACAUCUUGCUUACUAGUCUUCAUGUGAUCACUGAUCACAUGAUCGGGACCUCGCACACAGCGGGCACCGGAUCGCGGUGCUGCACGCUCCCAGGGAACGCGCACAAGCAGGGGGCGGGGAGGCCGUUUAUAAAUGGUCACCCACCCCUGCACUGCUCCCGU
Staurois parvus is the source of this 268-nucleotide messenger RNA. The record is from the annotation of a GenBank genome assembly. NCBI's taxonomy places the organism in Eukaryota, Metazoa, Chordata, Amphibia, Anura, Ranidae.